CGUAGCGUAUGAAUGAUUGUCAUGAUAAUUCCAAUAUUAUCAACUUUAUAAAAGGUAUAGCUCAUCAUUUAAUUACAAUUUUAAAAUUAUUUUUAGGUAUACCUGUAUCUGUGGCUUGGUGCAAGAAGGGCUACUGUAAAAAAUAAUAUAUAUAUAUAUUUUUUUUUUAAAUAAAAAUGAUUUCCAAAAAUCUAACAUAGACCAUAAUUAAUGUACCUAAUCUUUUUUUUUUCUGAACAUUGGAUCUUCCUGCGCCAAACCUCAAAUAUGAAUAUGAAUAUUGGGUAGGUACGUACAUAUCAUUACAUGGUAGAGAUGACGUACGUGAUCUACCAGUAAUGUAGAAAUCGGAAAAAAAAAACCGAUAAAUUAACAUGUACAAUAGGUAGGUACCUACAUUUAAGACUGUCAUAUUUAUAAGUAAUUGUAUAGUAAAGAUUUAAAAUUUUAAAGCAAAUGGAGCUUCACCUUUACUUGGAAGGCAAUUAAAAGAAAAGUGGUGCCGAUCAAUACAACCAUCCUCAGAUAGGUAUUAUAUUCGACAAAUUGUUAACCGACAUGAAUGUGACAUGUUUGACUACCUAGCGUCAUAUGAUGUUAUUGUUUAUUGUUAUUAGUGUUGUAUAAAUUAUACUAGCAUAAUUAUAAAAAUAAAAAAACAAAAUUAAUUUAUAGUAAAUAAUACAGUAAUUCAAUAUUAUUUUUGGGUAAAUCGCGUACGUACCUACUAAUAAAAAACGAGUUUGGUAGAUCGCGUACGACAUCACUAUCAUAAGUAAUUUGUUUUAUCCAAAUGAAAAAUACCCCAUAAUAUUUUUAUUAUAAUAAUCAUCAUUUUUUCGGAACUUGCGACGUACCUAUGCUAUCUACACCGAAAACGUAUCUACCCACCGCAAUUUACACCAUCCCGUUCGGGUUUUUAAUUUUUACUUUACGUCUGAAAACGACUUUUUUAACGCCAGGCACCCAUUGUUAUAGAAAAAAAACCUCCCGAACGGGAUGCAGUGGAUAUAAUGUUCUGUAUCAGCAGACUACCUAGAAUAUAUACAUAUAUUAUGUUUAUCGGUGUUUUAAAGGCCAAAUAUGUCUGGUUUAAAGGAUUAACCAGUUUAUCCUGAUAUCGGGUUUGGCCAAUAAAAUAGGACUUUACCGUAUACAUGACAAUACCUACGGCACAAGAAAGCACACUUGUCAAGUGUCAACGUCAGCAAACCUCCAACUUAGAUUUAUCGUCCGAGACGUAGAUAAUAUACGACGAGAGUUCCUUUUUUAUAUAGGUACCUUAAUAUGACAAUGCUAACAUAUUUAUUAGAUUAUUUAAAAUUAUGAUAACGUGUUUCUCUAUAUAUUUAUAUCUUGUUCGUAUGGUUAUUUUAUUAGGUUAAAAUACCAGCAAACUGUAAUAAUUGAUAAAAUAGUAAAAAAUUAUAUUUUACGCCGAAAUUUCCUAGACAUGGUUAAAUUAAGUCCAAAUUUUUAAAUCCACGUAGGUAUAAAACUGCAUGAAUUCCGCCAUUUCCGGAGUUUAAGCUCAUUUGUUUCAGCCGAAUAAGUAGCCGAAAAAUCGGGAAAAUAUAUUUAUCCUAUAAGUAAUAAGAAAAUUCAAUGGGUACUAAUAAAAUAUUAUCAGGUGAAGUGAUUUAAUUAUUUUAAAUGUUUUCGAUUUCUGUUUUCUACCCGAAAUCUUCAUUAAUCAAAGAAAAAAAGCCGAGAUUUUUUUUGUUGCAUUAUGGAUUUACUUGGUGAGUACAAAUAAGUCAUGUUAUUGAUUUUCCAACCAGUCUUUAUAAUAAUUUUGAAAAACUAGAAAAAGACGAUAAGGAACAGAUUAACAAAUUCAUUAUUUUAAACUUUCUUUAAUUUGGUAUUCUUCCAGAAAUAUUGCUUCAAAUUUCAAGAUUAGUACCUUUUCUGAAGAAAAUAAUAGUUUUUAUCAUUUUUAAAUUGUUUUCUUUUAUUGUAAUUCAGUUAAAAAUAUUUUUAAACUAGACAUUUGGACAGGAAAAUUGCAUUUGCUUUUUCUAAGAGUGGUUAAAUUUUCAAAACAUUUGAGCAAUCUUUAUUUUACGCUAUUUUUUAUUCGGUAGAUAUUAUGGAUAAAAUUGUUGCAACUAAACAGAAAUGCUUGAAAAUUUAACAGGAGGUUCAUUAUAAGUCACACUUUGUAGUAAAAUAAAAUUUUUUCUUAUUUUGAUGAAUACCGUAAAUAUUACGAUCUUCCAAACCAUGUAUAACUGAACUCUGAAAAUCGUUUGUUCGUUAUCAAUGGUUUAUUUUUGUAUACAGAAAUAAAUUAAAUUCCUCUCAAUAUCUCACCUUCCUAACUUCUCACCUACAGUGGCCCACUCGUCAUGCAAAGUAUGACAAUCUUUUUUGUUGUUAUUUGGUUAAAAAUAUUCAACUAUUUAAAUAGUUAAAUUUUCCAAACAUUGGACAAUUUUUGAACCACCUAUUUAUAGGCAUUUCACAGACUCAUUAUAAGUUUUACUUAUUGGACACAAAAAAAAAAAACAGUGAAGCAUAAUGUAAUUUCUUAUUUGAUAGUCAUUUAAGAUAAAAUUUACAUAAAAUAGGUAAAUAUUAUGGCAUUUUAAAACAUGAAUAACUAAAGUCAAAAAUCUUAUUUCUAAUAAUUAUUUUCUUACCUUCCCAAUUUUUUAUUAUUAUUUUGAAAACUAAGCACAACUCAUGAAUAAUUUAAGACCUAAAAAAAUGUACUACCAGACAUCCUGAGUUCUUACCAGACUUCUGACAUCAAUUAUUGGAUCUAUAUUUCUGGUAUAAAAAUUGCUCACAGACAGAAAAUAUACAUCAUAUUAAAAUCAAUAAACAAUGCUAAAAAUCUAACAAUUACAUAUUAUGUACAAUAGAAACAUUUUUAAAAUAAAUUAAUUCUUUAGAAUGUACCCUCUUUUAAUAAAUUACUAACAAAACAAAUACAACUUAAUUCUUUAUAAACCAUUAACCAAACAGAGAUCAGCUUAAUGUUAUUAUUAGUAUUUUUAACUUGACAAUUUUAACAUCAAAAUAACCGUUUUUGUACAAUAUAAGCAACAACACAUAAAAAAAAUGCAAAAGCAAACAUAAUAAUUAUUUUAUCAGUUGUUUCUCGUUGUCCAUAUUUAUUUAAUAGUUUUCCAGAUUGGGUUAAUGCACCUUUAGCAUUUUUUAUCUCAUUAUUUAUGUUAGACACUGUUGAGGACGAUUUUACUGUAAUAAUAAUAAAUUUAAAUAAUAACUAUUUUAAAAAUAAUAAAAUAUAUUAUUAUCUUACAAAGUGUUUCAAGAGUAUCCAAACUUUGUUGAGACGUGCUUGCUAAUUGUCUACUAACUGAUAAAAGUUGAUUAGUGACAGUUGACGAUUGUUUUAAUAAAUUUUCUUUAUCCAUUUUCAGCCUUAAAAAAAAUCAUAAAUAAUAUGCAUUUUAAUAUAAACUAGUGAAAUGAUAAUACAAAUUAUUACACAUACAUUACACACACUAAUCGACAAUUACCCAACAACAAAAAUUACAUUAGUCAGUAGUAUUUUCCAUAGCUGUAAUUUAUACACUUUUAUAUAACAUUUUAACAUACUAAUUAAACAACUUUAAAAAUACAUAUGACUACCAAGUUUUUAUUUUUGAAUGUUGCUAAAGUGAAGUUUAAAAAAGUUGCUGAACACUGGUUUCAAUGAUGUAUGAAAACCUUUCAUUCCAAAGUUGUUAUAUGAUUGUUCUCCAAAUUGUCUUAAUUAAAAAAUUUAAAUGUAGUAAGGUCACUUUGCUGACAUUUCAAUAAAAUCUAGUUUACAACAUCAACUAGGUUAAAAUCAGUCUAAAUCCCAUAAAUUAUUAAAAUUGAAUUAGUUAAAAAAAAUAAAAAAGGUCACAGUACCUAUGAACAGUGAAAAUGUAAUAAGUAAAUUAUUAUUCAUUGAGUCACAAACUAUGGAAAGCUGUAUAAUGAUAAAUCUUGAUAGUCUCUAACAAAUUCAUGUUAUCAAUCAUCCUUCCUCACAUAAACCUAAGCAUUAAAUCAUAAAUAAGUAAGCUUAGUCUUUAAAAUAUUCUUAAAAGUUAAAUUUUAUUUUAGAUUUGGAGUGGAAUGAAGGUUAUGGUUUUACAAAGAUGUUUCUUUUUUUUUUUUGUGAACAACUUUUCCACCAAAAAUUUUGUUCCGAUUUACAAGUGUAGUACAUUUUCUAAAAGUAAUUGUGACUGAGGAGGUACUUUAAAUGGAUUAUUUUUCGAUUUUCUUGGGAGUUUUCGGAAAUCGGAAAAACCAUAAAAAUAGGUACAAUAUUAAAAAAAUAUUAUUAAAGAAAAUAUAUAAUGCCUAUGUUAUUAUUUUACUAUAAUACAUAUUGUUGAUAAAGUAACACUAUCAACUGAACUUAACUCAAAAUCGUUUUUUCGUUGGCAAUGGUUUAUUGUUGCUAACAGGUAUACAUUAAAUUUCCCCUCUACUACUUUACCAACUUAUCACCUAUAACAGUGACCCACCCACAAGCGAAAUUGCCUGGCUUUUUUAAAUAUUUAUUUUAAAGAAGAGGAUGCAAAGAAAAUUGUUUUUAUAAUUCUAUUAUUACAGAUAUUAAUAACGAGACAAACAUGAUAAUCAUACUUGUUUGUAUAGGUACUAAUAAAUACUACUUACUUAUGCCGUACUUGUUCUUCAUUACUUAUACCUAACAAUUGUUCACUAGAUUUUUUAUGAAUUCUUGCCAUACAUUCCACAUUGGCUUUUCUGAAUGAAGCAAUAUUACUAGAUGGUAGUUACAACAAAUAUCAUUAUUUAAUCAAUAUAAACCAAUAUUUUGAAAAACAAGUAUAAUAUUAUCUCUAUUUACAAACACUUCAAUAAUUAAAAUAUAAUUCAUUUUUUUUUUCAAAUUGACAUUCAAAAUAAAAAAGUGUUGUAUUUAAGGUCUAUUGAAUAAACCAAAUUAAGUAUUAAUACUUUAAUUAAAUUCUGAUUUUAAUAUAUUUUAUUUAAAGGUUGUCUUCAUCAUCAGGCGAUCAAUUAGGUAAUGAGAAACCAGAUGCUUGUUCAUAUUUUAGAGUUUAGAAGACCAGGUACCACCCUGGUAUAACAGGGUUAAGUAUGCCGAGCUAAGAUUUCGGAAAUAAAAUAUAAAUAUAAUAACAUGAAACGUUUAACAAAUACUAUUAAGGACAUUCCUCCAUACCAUACUUAUAAUUACAAUGAAACUAACUUAACAGGUGACCCUGGUGUUAAACAGGUGCUUAUUAAAAGGAGCAUAUAAUUUAUAAUUCCAGUUAAAGUGGCACAUCUCUUAUAUGGUAAUGCUGAAGCUAAUUCAAACUUAUAUAGUUUACAAAACAUGUAGGACUGAAGGUGGGCCUCCAAAAAUCAGGUACAAUAAACAAAAAGUGGGUGCUUGGACUAUGUCACUUUUGAAAACUGUUUUAAAAAUAUAUAUUUGAAAGUAUAUAUAAUAAAUAUAUAAAUUAUAUAUUAAUGAAAAGGUUUUACAUUUAUGUAAAGAAAAUGAUAGUUUUUCUGCUUGCUACCAAAAACACACCUCACACAACACAAAUGCACUGGCAAGAUAUAUUAAUAAAUUAUUAAUAUGUUUAUGUAUAAGACGCACUUGGAAAAUAACUAAAACUGGUUCAAAUUUCUCAACUAUUCCUACAGAUUUUUUUCUAAGGUUAAUUAAAAAGUUUUUGUAGAAGUUAAAAGUGAGUGGAACAUUCAAAAUUUGAGUUUAAAAAAUGUGGGGUUUAACUUAUAGACAAUAUGAUGAUUUUAAACAGGUUAGCAACAAAUUAACAGUUUGAUAAAAAUUUAGUUGGUGGUGCUUUUCUGGAAAUCAUCCAAAAGGAAAGAGAUUUUAUUAAUGAAGCGGGUAAAAGGAAGAGAAAACUACAAGUGGUACCUGUCAAAAGUAUUUCAUUGUAAGGUCUUGGAAAUUGCACAACCCACUUGUGGACCAUACCGGGUAAAUCCAAUAAUCAGUAGCAAAUAGAAACUCCUUAGGUUUUUGGUUUCCGCCAGUGAUUCAGAUGAGAAAGCUGUAUCUCUUGUGUCAACUGAAAAAAGUUUAGAUAUAGAUGACCCAGAGAUUAUAUCUUAAGUUUUUUUUUUAUUAUUUGAUAGAAAAAACUAUUAAACCCGAAAAUUAUGAUAUAAUAAAAAGAAAACUUAUAAUAAUAAUAAUAAAAAUAAAAAUAAUAAUAGAAAGAACGAAUAAAUGACAAUUUAGUUUAAAAUACAAUAUAAUACUCAAAUAAGAAAACUAGCCUCCAGGACAAAGGAAGUGAUGAGUUCGACGACAGACAGGGAAUUGGAAUUUAGAAUAGCUGAAAGGUGAGGAGGAGGAGUUAAGAAAAUAAAAGGAUAAGUCGUUUAGCCAAUAUAGAGGGACAGUCAAAGUGUAUGUGAGAUAGACCACAGAUACUUUUCUCCAUAUGGAGUGUGCACAUAAAAUAAUUAAAAUUAAGUUAGUAAGCAUAAAAAGGAAGAAGAUGGUGACUAAUGUGUAAGCAGUUAAAAUGAACAAUAGAAGAUCUGGGUAGAUCAAGUUUAUGUUACCAAACACCGUUGAGAAUAUUGGUAACAAUAUUUGAAGUUAAAAAUGUAAAGUUUCACUUAUGGACCAAAUAUUCCACAAAGCAACAAAAUUUUGGCCCAAAAUGUUAACAAAAAAAGGGCAAUUUUCUUUUAAAAUUUCAGAUUCUAUAAAAUGUAUCUACAGAUCAUCACAUUUAUGAUGAACUAAAUUAUUUUUGAUUUUGUUCAUUUUAACCAGGUCGAACUUAGCACAAGUUUAGAACUCUUCAAAAUUGGGCCAUACAUAACUCAUUCUACGGUAGGUACUUUUUAAAACUAAUCAUUUAUUUUUUUAACAUAAGUAAUUAUAAUGAUAGAAUCAUACAUAACUGAGUGCUAGGUGCCCUAUAGUGUGACUGGGUGUCUGGUUCCUCAUUAUCUACAUAAGCACCCGGUGAAGGAGACAGAGCAUUAUUUAUACAUACCUAUUUAAAAUAGGAAAAACUAUAAACCAACUUAUAGGUUUAACUUAGAGAGAAAUAUUUAAAAUAGGUAGGAAAUAAUGUUAAUAUUAAAGUUUAAUUAUCACCUUGUUAAAUAUUCUCUCUGAUUACGGGCUUCUUCAAUAACUUCUGAUCUUUCUUGUUGACUUUCGAUUUCUCGUCCAUAUAAUUCUAAGUUUUCUAUUAAAUUUCGAAAUAUAUUAAUUUGUUUUCGACCAUCGGCAUUUAAUUGUGUCAAAGUUUCUAUAGGUCCUUCACAUGAAUAUAUAUCCUAUAUUAUGAAUAAAGUGAAUUCAUACAUAACUGCAUAAUUAUAUAAUAUUAUAAUAUUGUUUUACUUGUAUUAUAGAUUUCAAUGUUAUAUUUGUAUUAACAAUGCAUUCUCUGACAGUACUUAAUUCUCGAAUCAUUUUGAAAAAUUAAUAAGUAAUUUAAAUAGCCGUAACAUUGACAAAUCACAAAAUUUCAAAUAACAAUAUCAAAAAUAUUAUAAAUGUAUUACCACAGAAUGUUCUGAUAUUCCUAUCAACUGACAACUCGCUAUAGAUUUCAAAACUUUAUUAUUGUACGGUAUAGAUAAUAACUUUUAUCUAUGUUGUAUGAUAACACAUUUUAUCAUAAUAGCACAGAAUAAAACAUAUGGUUUAUAUUAUAUUUUGAUAGGAAUAUGGAAAUAAAAUAAAUAAAUAAUAAGUUAAUGAAUGACAAGGUUUUAACUUUUAUUUAUUAUUUAAGCAGAGCAAAACGAAUACUUACAAUUAUUUAUUUACCGACUAAAAAUAACUCAUGCACGGCUUUGUGCAUACACAAAACAUAAAAAUGAUAAUGAAAUUACUUUUGUUAAUUUCCCGAAAAUGAAUUUUUUUUUACGCAAAAUAAUAACCAAUGCACCAAUAAAAAAAAGCAACACAUUUUCUUAUUAACUCACUUACAUAAGAAAAAAAAAAUAUAUAAGUAUUAAUAUUAAAACUAUUAUUAUUGAUUUUAUUGUUGAUGUUCAAACUAAAAUUCAUGUGAGAAAUUAAUAGGGAAUAUUGUGAAAAUAUUUGUAAAACUAAUGGAACAAAAAAAAAAAAAAUAAUAAUAAUAAUAAUAUGAGGAAAAAGCUUAAAGCAACAUUAUUUUUGUAACUAACGAGGAACAUUAACACACAAAAAAAAUAGAUAUAUACCUAUAAUAUAAAAUAAAAAAUAUUAUAUGUAUACAUGUACAUUUUGUAAAACACAAAGACUAGUUAUCUAGUUGUAUUAACUUACAGCUAAAGUAAAAUGCUAAACAAAUUAACUUUUGUACAUUUAUCAUAAUGAUAUUUUCACAAAUUAAUAGUUCUAUUUUAAAAUAUAAUUAUUUUAUUAUACUUUAAGAAUAUUAAGAUAACAUAAAAGUAAUAGAAUUUCUUUUACUGUUGAGUGAACUGUAAGUGGUGUUCAGUUGAGGUAACUGAAAUAUUUUUCAGAGAUCAUUUUCAUAUUCUUCUUUACUAAUAUUAUUUAAAUUAUUUUCAACAUUUACUAUGCCAAUGGCUAAAUCAUCACAAUUUCGUUUGGUUACACUGUUUCCCGAGUUAUACAUUGAUACAUUAUUAUCAAUUUCAGAAAAAUUUCUUUUUUUUGUCAUUAAUUUGCGUAUUACUCUUUCAUCUUCAGCAGUUCUCUCCCGGCGAAAUGGGAAAACCAUUGGAUAAAUUUGCUCGAUUGCUUGAUAAACAUUUGCUACACUUGGUGCAGUUACUGUUAUACUACCUGUAGAAAAUAUUUUCAAUGUAGCUUUUAAUUCUUUGAUCUUAAAAGUAACACCAGGAUGUAACUCGGGUUCAUACUGAGCAAUUGUUUUAUAUUUUUCCGAAAACUGUAUGACUUUGAUCGGAAAUGGCAGUGAACAUGAUCCAAGAACAUUGACAAUCCUAUAACUGCUAAAUUUAGCAUUGUGAUAACCAAGUUUUUGAAUGAUUCUAGCUAUACGCCUGGAAGCAAUUUUAGCGCGACUUUCAGAUGUAGAACCUGUGCAAGCAAUUUUUCCACUUGACCAAAUAGUAGCAGUAGCAUUUGGGUUCCGUAAUUUCAUUGUGAGCAUUCCAUUUUCACGUCUGUAUUCUAUAUUGUUACCGUUCAGAGCUAAAAACCGUAGGUUUAAGUGCGAUUUUACGCUGAAGUUUGUUACUACAUUACUAAUAGAAAUAUUUAGAUUACGGUUAUCAGUCAAACAGUUUUGAACUGGAGUAGUUGAAAGAGCAUUGUCAUUAGACUGCCCAUGAAACUCAGACUUGUAGAAGAUCAUAUUGGAAUUAGAAUUCAAUGUUGAUGAAGAAAUUGAGUUAUUUAAGUCUGUUCCGUUUUUUUGAUGAAAUAUAGAGGUCAUCCUUGGAAUCUCCUGGGUAAUUAAAUAAUUAAGUAUUAAUUGAUUAUAAUUUUUCUCACAUCAAUUGGUAGUAGAACAACACUCACGACCAAGUGUUAAGUGUAAUAUUCUUUAGACGAUCGGCAUCAACUAUUGGCAUUAAAGAUGGUAAGUUUUUAAAUAGAUGAUUUAAUUGAAUAUUUUUGGUAUUAGUUUCACUUCCUGUAGUUUUAAUAUACAAAUUUUGUUGAUAUUUAACUAACCAAGAAUCAAUUGAUGGAAUUGCAUUAAUUUUUUCCACUUGUUUACAAUUAUUUUUUUCGUUUUCUGAAACAUUAAAAUGUUUAAUAGCUAUUAGAUCAAAGCAAUUAUUAUUUGUUUAGUAUAAACUUAUAUGAAAAAAAUACAUUAAAUGACAGUAAAUUUUAAUACAGUAUAGAAAACAAAAAAUAAGCCACCAAAUCAAUCCCUGAUGGGUGAACAAUGAGGGAGACCCCCCCAAGAGAAGUGAACUUACAUUAGCAUUUGACAUAGUCAUUGGUUCAGAUGUAAUAGAUAUAUAAUCAAUAUAUUAUUUGACAUAUUAAGGAAAUAUUGUAUAGAUGGUACUUAAGGAGAUUAUUUUUUGAUUUUCCAAGAGGUUUUUUUUAAUAUAUGGGAAAAUCAGGAAGAAAUCGUAAGAAAAACGAAAAAUUUUACAAAAAUAAUGCUUUUAUUAAUUAUUUUUAAUUGUGUUAUUUGUAUGGUAAUUCAGUAAAAAUAUUUGUAUAUACUUGAAAUUUGGGUAGAAAACUUAUAUUUGAUUUUUUACGUGGCAAAACUGUAAAAACAUUUGAGUUAUAUUUAAGUUAUUUUUAUUUGGUAGAUUUUCUGUGGAUAAAAUUGUCAGACAAAACAGACAAAUUGAAAAUUAAACAGAAGGUUUACUAUAAAUCUUACUUUGUGUUCAAAGCAAAUAAAUUUAAUUUAGUGUAGUAUAUUUUUUUCAUAAGAAUUUUAAUAUCAAAUUUUGACAAAUAUUGUUUUAGUAAAAUAUUAUGUGGAACAAAUUUAGUUACUGGUCUACAUAAAUAGUUUUAAUCUAAUAUUUAUUAUAAUAUAAUAUGAUAUAUAUAUUGUUGAAAAAGCAAUACUAUUAACCGAGCGCCUCUCAAAAUCGGUUUGUUAACAAUGAUUAAUUUUUGCUUACAGAUAUACAUUAAAUUUCCCUCUAUAUACUACUUUCUUAACUUCUUAUCUACAACAGUGGUCCACCCACUGUAUAAAGUAUGUCAGUCUUUUUCUUACCAAUCAUUAAUAGUAAAUUUAAUUAUUUCGCCUCCUCAUAGCCGAGGUCUGGAGACACCUCUGCACAAAGCUCUCAUUUUUCUCAAAUUGAAUACACAAAAAAUAUUCUACUUAAAUGUACUUAUUUUAAUUAACAACUAAGUAUAUAAUAUAAUUUAUUAUUUAGUCGUGUGAACAUAGUAUGUCAUUUCUUUGAAUUGCAUAUAAAGUACCUUAUUUUAAAAGUAUUUAAUAGUACUUUCAGGUCUCUAAGAAUAUUUUAAACUGAAUUACAACAAAAAAAUAAAAGCAUUAUUUUUGUAAAUUGUCCUGUUAUUUCUAAGUUUGUUUUUGGUUUGGCUCAAUUAAAAAAUCUAAAUAGAAAAUCAAAAAAAGACUUUAUUAAUAACCAACUAAUUUAAAAAUUGAUCUUGAGUCAUUUUUUUUGUAUUGGAGUAAUAUUUUUAAUAGAAACAUAAUGCAUACAAAUUUAAAAUAAUGAAAUCAUAACUUUUUAAAUUUAUUAAUUUUCAUUUUUCAUCUUUUGUUUUUGGUUAUUCUUAAUUACUAUGAAAAUCCCAUGGAAAAUCAAAAAUUGACCACCCCUAAAUACCCGGAUAAAAUUCAGAAAAGAUAUUGAAAAUCGGAACAAGAUUUCUGGUAGAAAAGUUGUUCACAGAUACUGAUGAAAAAAAAUAUAUAUAUUAUUGUAAAACCAAUAUAUCCUUGCUUCGCUUAGAAUCUAAAAAAAGAAAUAUGAAAUAAACAUAUAAAACAUAAAUAAAUAUUUUUUUUUUUAAGUAAUUCAAAAUUUGAUUAUAUAUAAGGGAGUUGUUUAUCUACACUAAUUCAGUCAACCACAAAAUCCUAAAUUAAUAAAUAAUUUAAAAACUGAUGCUUAUCAAAAUCUAUAAAUAUACUAAAAGGAUUAUAGUGAAUUAAUUAAACCAUUUGACAUUUUUAUUAUAUUUCACUAUAGGAAUUUCUUUUUUUUUUUAAUCGAAAAAAAAUUUUUUAUUUAAACUUAAGUUAUGGCUACAUCCUGGAAAUUUUUUUUUGAUAGAAAACAAAUUGUCUAAUGCCUAUUCAAUUAGUUUAAAUUUUGAAAACUAGAUCAAAGUAUAUAUUUUAGCACGACCUAUCUUUCCUAUAAUAAAUCCUUCUUUUGAUUAGUCUAUCAAACUGAUAUACUGUGUAUUACCAUUUAAGUAAUAAAUAAAGCACACAUAUAAAAUACUACUAACAUAAACAAAUACAUUAAAAGUUAGUAACAGGUUUUAAUAUAGUAUGCAAUCUAUUGCCUUUUAUAUUCUGAUAGCAAAUCAACCCAAGGGUUCAUUAGUUAUCAUUAGGGAACGAAUUUGAAUGUAACAAAAAAAAAAGUAUCUAUGUGUAAGUAUGUAUUUUAUUAAUUCUUUAAACAAUGUGAAAUAACAUAUUUUUUUAAAUUUAAAAAUGUAAAGUUGCGAGGUUGUUACUAUUUGGUUGUAAAAUGUUUUUGUACUGACUGAACGAGCGUUCUACAUUAAGUAGUGUGAGUUUGAUGUCCAAAGAUUCUGUGGGAUUUAGUCCUAGAUGUAUUUUCCUAAUUAAUAACUAUUUUAAUAUUAUUAAAUCCAAGAUUUUUUAGAUAUAUAUUUAUAUAACCCAUUUUCCUAUGUGACCUGAUGCUUUUUCUAAUUUAUUUUAUGCUUCUUCAACAAAACAAUGCAUAAACUUUUUGAUAAAAGCAUAAUUCAGGUUUUCAGUUGUUCUAUCAUACAUACCAAAAAUAAAAAUCUGCAACAAUGUAAGUUAAUUUUUUUUUUAAAUUACCAUGUACCGUCAAAUAUUAAAUAUCUUUAUUAGUAGCAGUGAAAGUUUCAGUAUUUAGAUUUAAAAUUAUUUCCUUAAUUUGUUCAAAAUAUUCACAACAAUAUUAAGCUAAUUCUAACCAUCUCAAUAUAAUAGUCUGAAGGCAGAUUGAGGUCUAGGUAUAAUUAUUUAAAUUUUAAAACUUGACUUGAUACUUUAUAUUACAAAAUACAUACACUUCAAUAUUUACUUAACUGUUACUAUUAAUUGAUCAAUGUCAGGAUAAUAUGAUUGUAUUGUUUUUGCCACCUGAUGAAAACUAUGUUGAAUUAUUGAUACCGUUUUUUCAAAACAUUUUUAGUAUACAACUUUUCCAUCAAUUUGAAAUGUUUCAUUCAAAAAUUUUUUUAAGUAUGCAGUUACCUUAUUGUUUAAUAAACAUGCAACUUUAGGUAUUGUAAAAGAUUAUAUGAAAAACUACACAAAUUUUAUGUACGAAAAAGAAAAUAGCAGCUAUAAUACAAAUAAUUUCAUGUUAUCAGUAUCUAGAGUCCAGAAAUAUACUGAAGAGUUACCUAUUUACAGACAGCCAAUAUGAUAUAGCAGCAUGCCGACAUAUAUAUCUAAAAUUAAAGAUUAGUAAAGUUAAGAUAAAAUUUAGUUAUUUUAGGUUCUUAUUACACACUUAUCCAAUAAACUUAUAGUAUUUAAUAAUGGCAUAUUGGUGAGUGAAUGCUAUAUAGAUAGAUAAAGCAAAUAACUUUUAAAGUCAUCAAAAUCGGAAUAAAACAAAAAUUACUAAAAUAUUUACAAAAUAUGUAUUUAAUCCUUAAUAUGUGAAACCAUGUAGUUAUUCUCAAAUGUGUAAAGUAAAUAUAGACUUAAUUCUAUCAGAAUGGUCUAAAACUAAAGGUUCACAUUCAUGUCAAGUAAAAAAUAUUUCAUUCUAAUAAAAAUAUGUAUUUACUAUAAAAUCUGUUCCCUAGUUAUCAUUCAUCAAUGGCUAAUCAACUUAGUUAAUUGAUGGACUACAAUGAUUUUUAGAAGGUUAUUGUGUUGUAAAUCAAUCAAUUUUUAGAGUGAACAUUUAACAAAUUAGAAAUCAAGUUAGAAACCAUUGAAGUUAAACAUAUUUAAACAGAUUUGUGAUAUCAUGCCUACAAUUGAAUAGCUGGAAAAGCUGAAUAUAGGUGAAAAAAUAUAAAUACAAAUACCGAUGAGUUUAAAUUUUCAUCAAAAGCUUAAAAAUGUGAUUUAGUAAUAAUAUUUAAAAUACAUUAAUUUAUAAAAAUAAUUAUUACAUUUUUAAAUAUUAAAGUCGAGGUUAAUUUAAUACAAAAUAUUUAUUAUUACCUAUACAAAUCUAUUAAUUUUAUUUAAAUUUAAGCGAUUACAAUGCCAUCCAUACCAGUAGUUCUCAAAAGGCCAUAUAGUGACAGUAUGGAAAAUGAAUAUAUGAAUAUUAAGUUUACUAAUGUUUUUUUAAACAAACUAACGUUUUUAACAAAUAAAAUAUAAUUUUAUAUUUUGUUUAACAAUUAAAAAAUACUUUAAAAAUAAUUAUAUUAUAGUAUUUUACCGCCUUAUUAUUAUUAAAUAAAUGUAUUGAAAAGUCGAAUAGUUCUAUUUUUAGUCAUUAUUGGUACAUUCAAAACUAUAAUACAGAAGUAGUAUGUAAAAAAAGUUUAAAAACCUCUAGUUUAUACCAUAACCUAAUAUUUAAUGUGUUGAUAAUAAUUAUUUGUUAAAUUAAUAUUUAUAUACAUUAUAGAUACAAAAUACAUAAAUACAUUUUAUGUAGAAUAAAACUUUAAUAUGUAAGCAUUCAAGAAAACAUUUUAUCAUAAAAGCUAAGGCUAUAGGCUUUAAUGUAUACCAUUAUACCAACUAAAUGUGUAAACAAUAUUCAAUUUGCAUUAUAUAAUUUAGAUUCCGAGCGUAGCGAAGGAGCUAUUGGUUUUAAAAUGCUGUAUUGUUUUUUUUCUUCAUUGUUCUAGUCUAUGGGCACGUUUUUUUAAGUAAACUUGCUCUGAUUUUUACGUGUAGCAACUUUUCUGAAAACCAAAUUGUACUGUAAACAGAAAAUUUUUGAUUUUCGACGCCAUAUUUUAAAUAGAAGCACUUAAGUAGGAAUAACGUAGGAAAACAUACAAUAUCACGGUUUCAUUAUUUUAUAAAAAUACGGACGGAAUUUACUACCAGAAAAAAUGAUUAAAUUGAAAAAUUACUAGGUACCUUAUUUGUUGUUUCAUUAAUUUAAGUUCUUGCGGUAUUAUCGCUAAAUCAUUUGAGCCACUUUUGAGCUUUUGAGGAAUUUUAAUUUUUGGUUGUUUUUUGCCAUAAUUCGGUUAUACAUACAUGUAGAGACACUGAAACUUGUUAAUAAUACUUAGACAUGGUAAAAUUUCCAAAAUUAUCAGAAGACUUUUUUUUUUUUCAAUAAAAGUUUUGAAAUCAAAUUUAAAUGAAAAUUGCAAAAAAAAUUACAGCAUUUCAAAUUAUGUAUUACCAAACUGCGCUCGGAAUCAUCUUUUGUCAAGCAAUGGUUUAUCGUUGCUUACAGAUAUAAAUGAAAUAACCUUAUGUAUCCUACCUUCCCAAAUUCUCACCUACAAACUGGCUGUUCCCAUCCUCAGUAUUAGCUCUUUUUUUAUAAUUUAAAAUUAAAAUAAUAAUUAUAUACAUCCACAUUAGUUUUCAAUUAGAAUAGUUUUAUAAAAAUGAAAAAAAUAAAAAUAAAAAUUAUUAACCAUUACUCAUGGAAUAUAACCAACAUCAUUAACAUGGAUAAUAGUUAAGAACAAUGAUUAAAAUAUGUUAAUAACAUAUUUGAUUGUACAAAAACAAAUGAAAGUUCAAAAUAAAAUGGUAGAUAUUUAUUGUGUACAUGUAUAUAAAUAUGUUAUACAAAAUUAGAUAGAAUUCAUUAAUAUACUUAUCUACAAUUAAAUGUAAUGUAUUAAAAAUGUAUAGACAGUAUGACAUUAAAUUCAAUAAUAAAUUAAUACUAGAUUUUAUAUUAUGGUGAUGAUAAAAUUUUUGAAUGGUAAUUAUUAAUUUUAUUUAAUAUUGAUUAUUGAUAAAACACAACCUUUGUAAAUCAUAUAUAAUUUAAAAUUUAAUAAUCCGACAUAAUUAUAUUACUUAUGAAAAACAAAAACUUAAUAAUAAAUACUUAGGAGGUGCUAUAAUAUUAAACAUAUUUUUGGUAUAAGCCUAAGAAAAACCAAAGAAAAAGUGGCUAGAGGUUAUUAGAGAAGAUAUGAGAGCAUGUGGAGUUGAUUAAAAAUGGUGAUUUCUGAUGGUGAUGGGUAGGGUGAUGUGGAAGGUGAAAUUAGAGUAGAUGUAUAAAAAAAGAUGGAUAAUUAAUAUUUAAUAAAUGGAUGUUAAUAAAGCGCUGUUAUAAGUAUCAUAAUUUUUAUUUAACUUGUAUACUAUACGAGGACCUUAUCAUAUUAUUUAUUAUGAUGAAAAAAAAUUACAAGGAUAAUUAUUGACAAAAUAUUUAAAAUUUAAUAUGUAGCUAGUAUAUUAUAUUUAAAUAAUUAGUAAAAUUAUAUAAAAAGUUAUAUUAAAAUGAGUAAACAUACCCGUAUUCACAUACCUACAGUGAUAUACAACAAAUAUUUUUUUUAAAUUUAAAAUUUAAAAACUAAAUAUUUUUAACAUUAUAUAUUGGUUCAUUGCAUAUUGCCUACUUCGAUACAUUUAUACAGUAUAGAUGCAUGUACGCAUAUAUUGAAAAUAGGCUUAGGUAAUUUAUUGUAUCUAAUUGUUAUUUGCAGAACCAUGCGCUAUCACAAUAAAUAUAAAAUCAAUAAAUUAAGGAAAAUCUAAAAUAAAUAUUACCUUGGUUGAUUAGAUGAAUCAAUUGUUCAAAGGUGUAAUGAGAAAAAUUACAACUGGAACCGUACUGGCACUGUCCAGUAGUCCUAAAUCGUCGACAAGGUUGCUUUUGCCGUUCCUCAAGAAAUAAUGUUACAGCGUCUAUAAUAAUACUUGAACUCUUACAAUGUCUGCAUUCAUGAAUUUUUGUUUAUGUUUUAUAUACCUUUAUACAAUGAAUAGUAAUUGCUUCUGUUCUUGUGAUGAGCGUUGCUGUUUAGAUGAAGUUUUCUACUUGAUAAAUUGUCUGCAAAUGUUAUAUUACAGUAUUCGCACAAUAUUUUCUUCACCAUUUUCAACCGUAUCUCAAAAAUCCAGGUAUCCUAAAUUCAUAAAACAUUUUAAAGAUUUUCAGAAAAAUGUGCACAUAAAAUUGUAACAAUAAGUGUCCUGGUUUUUUUUUUAUUUUAAACUUCUAGAAAAAAUAUAUAUAUUAUCAGCCAGACAUUAAAUCAAGACACAAAAUAAUGAGAUAACAACAGUGUGUGCACGUGAGACAACUCAAAUUUCAUUGUGAAAUGUAUAGAAAAAUCAUUACUUACAUGUUCUUUGGAUUAGUUUAAAAUAUCGCUCAUUUUAAAUAUUUUGAACGACAUUUGAAAUACGUAUUCGAAUUGUUUGGAUUACUUUUCAAUAAUCGAAAAAUGAAAUUCUCAAGAUCAGCCUAUCGAUUAAUUUAACACUGAAUGAAUAGACACAUAAUCUAGACAGGGUAGAUAUAUGUUUUCGUUGACGAGAAACAAAUACGAAUUUAUAUGUUGAAUUUACGAUCGUUAAAGACAUACUGAUUUACUGAUUUCUGGCUAUAUAUAAAGUUAUACUCGUCUGAUAGUGAUGCAACCAAAAAUACUGUAAAUUCUGCAUUAUAUAUCGACCUACACGCUACACAACUUAAAUAAUACUAGUAUUAGUUUAAAGAUUAAAGUUUUUUUUUGUAUUUGUAAAUAAAUACCUAGAGACCUUUUUUUGUGGCAUUUUGUACCUAAUUGGUGAGUGAGAUGAUCGUGUUUUGAUUUUCCAAACCAGUUUUCAUAAUAAUUAAUAAAAUUCGUCAGAAGACCUUAAAUAAAAACGGACAAAUUUACAGCAUUAUUAACAAUUUCAAAUAAUAAAAUUGUUUCAAAUUUUCUUUUCUACAAGAAGUAUUGAUUCGUAUUUCAAGAAUAGCAACUUUUCUGAAAUACGCAUAGAAGUUGUCGAAAAAGUCGAUUUUUUGAUUAUCUGUGUAGUUAUGUUAACAAUUAGACAAAUCCAAGAAAAAUGUAGGAAAUCUGGUGAAUUUAUGGAAAUAAUUACUAAUAAUCAUAGGUAAUGUGUUAAUACCAUAGGGUAUACAAUGGGUAUAUACUAUAGGUACUCAAUGAUUAUAACAUUUGUUUCCUAUGUAACUAAUGGGAACCAGAAAUAAAAAAAAAUUAACAGCCAAGGUGUUUGAUGUAUCAAUGACAAACGAUAAUUUAUCGGGUAUUGCUGUGUACAGCCCCGUCGUAAGAUAUCACCCGCCCUAAAGCGGACAUUUUGACGCCGGUCUCUUUUGACGAUUAUUAAUUUCAUUUUACCGUUUCAAUUUGAUUAAAAAUGUACGCCGCCCCGAAGUCUAAAUGCCUGGCUUGCUUGUAUCCUAGCGGCUGCCCUCGCCUAAUUUAAGUGGUGGGCAUACCGCCUAACAUUGGUAGUUUAGUGCAGAACAUUGUACGUUUUACAAUUCGUACAAGGAGAAACAAACAUAAUUAUUAAUUGUACAAAUAAUAUUACAAAUAACCCGGACUGCGGACAAUUCCUAGACCGCGGUAGCGUUUACUGCGUGAUUGCAUCAGUAACAGCCGAUAACAAUUUAAUCAUAACCACAACCGUAUAAUGAGCGGCUGUACAAUAAAUAACCAAUAGUGCGUAAUAAACUUCUAAAUCCGCAACAACAACGGCUGCGCUCCCCGCGAUUUGGGUGUUUUAAACCGUGCAAAGGUGAUGGAUUGGUGUAGAUUACUGUUACUGUUGGUAAAUGUGUGGUCAAUAAACUGUACAAACAAUCAGUUCGGCGCCGCGUAUCUAUGAAAAUCUAUUUAUAGGUACCCGAAUAAUUCGUUCAUAUUCUGCGGACUCGUGUCACAAACUCCGGGCGAACGCGUCGUUUAGGUCACGCAAAAUGCACUGCAUGGCGCACCCAUGUUGCGUUUACGCGGUUCACUUCUACGCGAGUUUUGACGAAUGAUCCUCGUCCAAAUAAAACCAUUUCAGACCGUUCGCGUACGCGUUUUUGUACAAAUUUAAAUAAAAACCAACGGGAAUAUUUUUUUAAAAUUUUUUGUUCUCAAAAAACAACACGUUCUGCGCACGAAUACAGGCACCCGGGGGAUUCACCGAGAACGUAGGCGAAAAUGGCGUUCACACGGAACGAACCCGUACUCGGUUUAAAAGAUAAUAAUUGUCACCAAGAAACAUAAUUUCUUAACGUGUCUAUGGUCGUGACCGGUGCCACCUGACGAGGAUGCGCGCCGCCGCACGAAAACUGGCCGCAAAAGCGGUACGUUCUCUUUUGACACGGGGUAUGCAUUUACAUCAUUUAUCCGUGUGUACUGAAGAGCCUACAAUCGUAUGCACGGUUUAAAAUCAUAGGCACAUUAAUAAAUGUUUACAUAAAUAUAUAAAUAAAUAUUUAUAUUAAUAUGUCUAUGUUUCAGAUACCUUGAAUCGUGAUCGUACGUAUCUAAUUGUAUUUGAUUACUUUAUGUUCUAUACAUAGGGUGCUUACACAUAUAUAAUAAACUUGUAUCACAAAAUGCUAGAAGAUUUUAGGAUGUUCAACGCCACCUCGGUUCAUAUAAAACGCCACCAUUUUUCGGAUUUGGGUCUUAUCAUUGUCCAGUGAUUGUCCGACCUUAUCAUCUGUUCAUAACCGUGUGUACCACAUUUUUUUCCCAUUAGUUUGAUAGAACGAUGAUUAAAAAUGUACCUUUAUAUAUCUUUAUCACAAUAUCUUUAAUCGUGGUUGAUAGUACAUGUUGUUAUCAUCAAUUUUACAUUAUCAUGAAUUCGUGAAUGUAAAUAUUAUUGAUUGACAAUUAUUAGGGACUAUUCAAUUUUAACUGUUUUACUAUUUUAGUAUUUAGUAUAUUUUAACCUUCGACAUAAUAUUAUUAAAACGUAAAAAAUAAGUGUAGAGUUUACAGUUUUACUCGUACUAUAUAAUAAUAAUAUUUUAUUUUAGAUAUUGAAUUAUUACUUAUUUAUUGUAAUACAUUUUAAUAAAAUAAAUAUACAUUUUUUUUAAGUAUUUUAUAUUAAAGUCAUGAACCCUAGAUCGUAAUGCUCGACGUUUUUGACAAAUUUAAAAAUGACACAAUAUUUAUUUGUGUUAAUUAUUCUGGCGUUAACUCAUGUGUAUGGAUAUUGUUCUCUUGGAGAUAGUUUUCCUUCCUAUAGAAAUUGUGUUUUAGAAUGUACAGAAAAACGUUGUGACAAAGGUUAUGCAUUUAAAAUAAAAUUGUAAACACAAUACAAUAAUCAUUUUAAUGAAUUUCUGAUGAUUAUUUAUUUAGAUGGUGUAAGGUAUAAGAGAAGUUGCUGUAUUGCGGUUUUAGAUGUUUUCAAAUGGAAAUGUUCAGAAAACUGUAAAUAUGAUUGCAUGUGGCCAAUGGUCGAAGGUUUAGUGGAACGUAACUGGCCAGUUCCACAGUUUCAUGGAAAGGUCGUAUAAUAUUACUUUACAUAGCAUUUUAAUUUGAAAUAUUGAAUUAUUAUUAUUUUAUAGUGGCCAUUUAAGAGACUACUUGGUUUACAAGAACCUGCUUCUGUCGCAUUUUCAUUAUUAAAUCUAUUAACAAAUGUAGUGAUGUUUAACCGGUUUAAAGAACAAAUACGUUUUACAUUGCCAUCGUGUAACAUUUGGUUCUUAUAUACAUUGGUAAAUCACAUUGUAUUUAUUAUAAUAUAACUCAUACAUUUUGAUUAUUUGAACAAAAAAUACUACUACUAGUACUACUACUACUUCUACUACUUUAACUACUGAAGUACCAUGAAAAAAUAUAUUCCCAAAAACAUGAGAUAUAACAUCUUACUUUAACUAUUUAAUGCAAAUUUAACUAUUAAUUUAUAACAAAAAAUUGUUUUACUAUAUAAUAUUUUUUCUAGAAAACUAGUUCUUAUCAAUCGUAAUGGCCAAUUAUAAAAGUGAGACUAGUUAUGAUUAUGUCACAAUAUUAUUACUGUAAUAAGCAUAUUUUAUUUAUUACUUAUAUAAUUAAAUGACCAUUAAAAUAUUUUCUAAUUUUAGAUCGUAAUAAGUGCAUGCCAAUAUAAAUUUAAUUUCACCAAAUCUACAGUAAGUUAUAUUGUUCCUAAACCAUUAUUUUAAUCUUAUUCAAAUAUUGUUUAAAUAUACCUCACAAUGUUAUUUUUAAUUUUUGUAUACCACUACAUAUUAUCUAUUAUGUAUUAGGCGAUUCAAAAAAGUUAAACAAAAUAACAGGAGCACACGCAACAUUUAAAUUUUAAAUGCACUGUGCUUAAAAUUUUAUAUUAAAUAAAAUUGAUACGUUUUAUAAAAAUAAUAAUGUUUAAAGUUUAAGUAUUGUUCAUAUUACAUUUCAUAACUGUUUUAUAAUUGAUGUAUACUCAAUUAAAAAUUGAUUUCAGGUCUCAGCCAAUUGUUGGAUUUGGUCAGCUGUAUUUCAUGGCCGGGAUACUAUGUUUACUGAAUUGAUGGACUAUAUUAGUGCAUAUGCUAUGGUUUUAUUUGCAUUUUAUACAAUAGGCCAUCGAAUUUUAUUAUACAGUAAUACAAUCGUGAAGAAUACGUUUAUGGUGAUUUGUUCCCUUGCGUUCAUUUAUCAUUCUUUAUAUCUUCUUACUACAGAAUAUGAUUACAAGUACAAUAUGACUACAAAUCUUCUCGUCGGUAUGUAAUAGAAAUGAAUUUUAAGUAUUUUAAGUAUUUAAAUACAUUACAAAUUUAGGUGCUGUGACAGGCACUGCUAUGUUAAUAUGGGCGGUGUUAAAUCGUCGAAGGAUGGGUCAUGGUAAAUAUUUGAUAUUUUAUGUGCUUGGCAUGACUUUGGCUUCAUUACUAGAGCUAGCAGAUUUUCCUCCACUACUUUGGACAUUUGAUGCACAUUCACUCUGGCAUUUAGCAACUGCCCCAAAUGCCUAUUUCAUGUACAAGUAAGGCAAUAUAAAUUUUAGCGAUUUAAAAAGUACACAAUGAAUAAUAUUAUUUAGACGUAAAUAUUAUAAUGCUAUAUGAUCUGUAGGUUUUAUAAAUUAUUUCAAACUAUUAUACUUAUUAAAAAAAAAACAACAGAAUAUAACUUUGUACUUAAAUUGUGUGCCUUUAAUUUUAAAAAUGUAUACACAUGUGUUACUAUGAAUGUCCAUAGUUGGUGAAUGCUGAUAGUCAUCAGUUAAUAUUCAAGGAUAACGGAAAAUUUAAAAUAAUAGUAUUCUAAUAAUACUAUAAUAGUAGACAUACUACCUAUUACGUAUACAAUAUUUAGUAAUGUAUAAGUUGAUGAUUUGAUCAAAUAUUUUAUUACCUUGCUCAACUACUUUUAUUAUAUCUGGAUAACAGCCAUGCUAUGUUGCCUCUCUAAAAUUUGGUAUGAUAUUGUCAUUCAAUACAGUUAUAUAUUUUAUUGUAUACAAUUGAUUUGCACAAUAAUUAAAACAUUUUUUAAGUAUUAAAAUUAUUAUUAUGAAAGUAUUUCAUAAUAAAUUCAAUAAUUCAGUAUCUAAUAAAACCAUAAUAACUAUUUUUUUCUAUUGAUAUAAAAAUAUAAAUUUUUAAUUAAUUAAGUGAACAUAUUUUCUUUGUUACACAAAACAAAAUUCUUAAAUUUAAAAUUAUACAAAUUCAUCAAUUGGGCGGGGGGGGUACGCUAUAUAUGAUGCAAUUGCAAAACAAAGUGUACCACAAAAAGUGUGGUUGUAGAAAUGUUGUCAUUGUAUGAAGUAUAGAAUUUUAUGACAGUUUGUUAUGUUGUAAUAGUAGAACUAUUACUCCAAUUUUUUUAUUUAAGAUAACAAUUUUUGUAUAGUAAAAUAGUUAUAAUUUAAAUAAUGAUACAAAUAAAAUAUUUUUUAUAAUAAUAAUUUACUGAUACAGUUGAACAUUACCUAUUUUAUAAACAGUGAAAACUCUUUUUAACAAAACCCUUUUUAACGAAAAACUAUGUAACGUACAAAUUACUUAGUAAUGGUUGGUUUGCUUUACAACCUGUAUUAGUUCUUUAUUGCAAAAAUUCUGUAAGUAUAACAAAAGAAAUCUCUCGGUCCCUUAAGAUUCAAUAUAACGAGUUUUCACUGUAUUGUCUGUAGUGUAUACUAAAAUAUUUGCCAACAUUACUAAAACCGUAUUGUGUAUGUCAACAUUGAUUAAAAUCCUGAUGUAAAUGUCAACAUUCACUAGUAAAUGUCUAUAUUUUUUUAAUUUAACAUUCACCAUUAUAUGAGGCAUAUUUUGAUAUUCAACUAGGUGAUUGUCAGCAUUCACCAAUUGCGGACAUUCCCUGUAACAUUAUAAUGUAUAUAUAUACAUAUUAAUAUUUAGGUUACUGAUUGAAACAUUACGUGGUUCAUAUCUUAAUUUUAUUUGUUAGUAUUUAGUUAUUAAUCAUAAAGCUAAUUUAUAUAACUAUAAAUUACUAAAUACAAGUAACUACAGAUUGUAUAUUAUUUUUAAAGAAAAUAUAUCCAAUUGUCUUAGAUUAUUUUUAUUGAUCAAUAUACUCUUACUAUUAUUAACUUAAUAUUCUUAGUAGGUAUUAAUUAUUCAGAAAUCAAAUUUGCUACCUUUAAUAAUAUAAUAUAAUAAUUUGAAAUCAUGAAUUUUACUGGUGGUAAAAAUACCAGUGUUAUUUCUAUAAAUAAACAAAAAUGUAUUUUAAUUCUGCAUAAACUUAAUUUUCAGGUUUGCUAUUGAAGAUUGUAAACAUCAACGUCGGAUGCUGCUAAAAUGACAGUUUCUUGCACUGGGGAUACCUCAGAUACAAGACGAAUAAGACUUGAACAAUUAAUUUAGUUUUCCUGACUUUUAUUUACAUGACUUAUUUAGUUUUUAAUAUUUUAUUUUUAAUUCCUAAAUAGAGUUCAUCGUGAGAUAUGAAAGAAGUAUAGUGUAAUAACUCUAAUUAAAACUAGAUAACUAUUUUCUUAUUGAAGUACUAGUAUAUUUUUAUAUUGACUACAUCACAGGUUAUUAAGAAGACAUCACACUUGAGGGCCUAAGUUUGGAUUUAACAUAUAAGAUAAAAUAUGAAGUAUAUCUAGAAAAUACAGUAUGCAGAAGAGAAAUUUAAGUUUCACAAGGUAUAAUUUUCCUAUAUUGUUCAUUGAAUAGACAGGGAUAGCUUCCUAUGAACCUUCAAAACUUGAAAUAUUUGUUAACUAGAAAUAUAAUCAUGAUAUGAAAUUAUUUUUACUAUUGUUAAAAAAAAAAUAUUGCUUUUAUGUAUAUUGAGUAAUUAAUAAAUACAUGAUAUAAUUAUAUAAACUAUGUCUAAAACUAUUUAUAGUUAUAUUUUUAUGAGUCUCACUACAGUUACUCAGUUAUUGUGAUAUAAUGUGAUCAAUACAUUAAUAAUUGAUUACAUAUUUAAGUUUUCUUGUUCAUUUCAUUGCCAAAUAUUUUUUUUUAGUUUCAUUACUUUUGUUUUUGUAAAUUGUAUGUAUACUAUUAAAUUAUUAUUUUAUUAAUUUUUUUAUCAAUCAUUUGUUAUAUGUUUGAUGUUAAAUAAUUAUUAGAUUUCUGUUCAUUUAUUUAUAUUAAAAUCUUAAGCCAAAGAGAUUUACUCUACUACCUUCUACCUAGUCUAUUUAGAUUAUUAUUGUUACCUAUAUGUCAAAAUAUAUUAUUUGUAAAAAUAAAAAUAUUUUAUACUAUGG
Molecule: messenger RNA, 24155 nt
Organism: Cinara cedri
Lineage: Eukaryota; Metazoa; Arthropoda; Insecta; Hemiptera; Aphididae
Source: the annotation of a GenBank genome assembly